AUGUCAAAUUUUGAGCAGUUUCAGAUUGACUUUUACCAGUCCAAUUAUACCAUAGAUGACCAGGAAGAAGGUGACAACAAUUAUGGGUCUAACAAAAAUCUCUGUGCAAGCAGAAAGAGCCAGACAGGAGAGCAACCUCCAGCCGGUGCUUUUGCCCCAUCGGAAAUGCUUCUGUCCUCUCAGAAUUACACAGGUCAGAUUUUGCAGCCAACAUACAAUCCCAACACUCUCUCCCAUCUUAGUUACGCUGAUGGAUUUGACGAGGAACCUCCUUUGCUAGAAGAGCUUGGGAUCAAUUUUGAGCAUAUAUGGCAAAAAACGUUAACAGUUCUAAAUCCAAUGAAGCCUGCAGAUGGCAGCAUCAUGAAUGAGACAGACCUCACCGGACCUAUGGUUUUCUGUUUGGCCCUUGGAGUAACGUUGCUGCUGGAAGGAAAAGUUCAUUUUGGCUAUGUGUAUGGCAUGAGUGCCAUUGGGUGCCUUGCUAUGCAUGCCCUGCUGAACCUGAUGAGCGUCUCUGGAGUCUCGCAUGGCUGCGUUGCAAGUGUCUUGGGCUAUUGUCUGUUGCCCAUGGUGAUCCUGUCCUCUUCUGCAGUCAUCUUUUCGCUACAGGGGACCCUGGGAACUUUGUUAGCUCUGUUCAUUAUUGGAUGGUGCAGUUUGUCAGCCUCCAAAAUUUUUACCUCUGCAUUGGCUAUGGAAGGACAGCAGCUUCUUAUCGCAUACCCAUGUGCUUUACUUUAUGGACUUUUUGCACUUCUAAUGGUUUUCUGA
This is a messenger RNA of Strigops habroptila (Kakapo), 774 nucleotides long. It is a transcript of the gene YIPF7, whose product is annotated as Yip1 domain family member 7. The record is from RefSeq and is a predicted model, not a curated record. Bases 1 to 774 code for a protein of 257 amino acids. Gene Ontology annotation, biological process: endoplasmic reticulum to Golgi vesicle-mediated transport; vesicle fusion with Golgi apparatus. NCBI's taxonomy places the organism in Eukaryota, Metazoa, Chordata, Aves, Psittaciformes, Psittacidae. Gene Ontology annotation, cellular component: trans-Golgi network. The transcript has 5 exons.